AUGAAGGACUACCUCUCCCAGCAUGCUGUAAGAUCCGUGGAGAAGCAGAGGCAAACAGCUGACAUGGCAACUUGUCUGCGUUAUCCGGGCAAGGUGGUGAUUGUGACUGGUGGUACCCGAGGGAUUGGUCUGGCCAUCGUGAGAGAAUUUGUUCGCCAAGGAGCCAAAGUGGUCUUCUGUUCACGAGCCUCUGAAGCGAAAAAGGGACAAGCGAUUCAGCGGGAGGUGCAGACUUCUGGUUGCCCAGGGGACGCUUUCUAUCAAGUCUGUGAUGUUCGCAAGGAGUCAGACAUUAAGAGGCUGAUUUUGGUAACUGUAGAGCAUUACGGAUGCCUGGACUGCCUUGUGAACAAUGUUGGAACUGUUCAUAAUGAACCGAUAGAUGAUGUGAGUGCCCAAGAUUUCCGCAACCUCAUGGAACUCAACGCUGUGAGCGUUUUUUUGGCAUCCAAGUAUGCGCUGCCCUACUUACGGGAAACAAGAGGAAACAUCAUCAACAUGGCCAGUAUGGCUGGUGUCAUUGGGGUGAAGCAUGGUGUGUUGUCUGCCUCAAGCAAGGGGGCUGUGAUUGCAAUGACCAAAGCCCUGGCCAUUGAUGAGAGCAAAUAUGGAAUACGAGUCAACAGCAUCUCAUCAAAUUAUAUCUGGACUGAUUUUACGAAAAGUUAUAUAAACCAGUCACCGGAUCCAGAGGCAGCAAUGCAGGAAGCCAAGGAUAGUCAGCUUAUGGGACGUUUCGGUUCCCCAGAGGAAGUGGCCUUGGCUGCCCUGUACCUUGCUGCAGAUGGUACUUUCUGCACUGGUUUAAACCUUGUCCUCACUGGCGGAGCUGACAUCGGCUUUGGGAAGAAGAACCAGGGGAAUCCAGAGCAUGAGCCAAGUGGGGGUAGGAACUCACAGGGUUCCUCCAGCAAAGAAUAGGACUGAAAAUAGGAGAGGAAAUAAAAGCUAAGAAUACAGCUGGCAUUGGCUGAUUCUGCAAUGACUUUUCCCUCUCUUGUUUUACGAAAUCCACGUUGGAACAGGAAUUCCCAUCUGCAUUGCAUGCUGCUUUCAGUUCCUUUGAUCAUCAGAUUUUAUGGUACCCUAAA
Gekko japonicus is the source of this 1091-nucleotide messenger RNA. RefSeq names its product 17-beta-hydroxysteroid dehydrogenase 14-like. NCBI's taxonomy places the organism in Eukaryota, Metazoa, Chordata, Lepidosauria, Squamata, Gekkonidae. The transcript has 10 exons. The record is from RefSeq and is a predicted model, not a curated record. Bases 1 to 921 code for a protein of 306 amino acids.